Messenger RNA from Mauremys reevesii (Reeves's turtle), 5568 nucleotides. It is a transcript of the gene PYGB, whose product is annotated as glycogen phosphorylase B. Bases 1 to 2532 code for a protein of 843 amino acids. Lineage: Eukaryota; Metazoa; Chordata; Testudines; Geoemydidae. Gene Ontology annotation, biological process: glycogen catabolic process. Gene Ontology annotation, cellular component: cytoplasm. Gene Ontology annotation, molecular function: pyridoxal phosphate binding; glycogen phosphorylase activity. The transcript is spliced from 20 exons. The record is from RefSeq and is a predicted model, not a curated record.
AUGGCGGCGCCCCGCAGCGACAGCGAGAAGCGGAAGCAGAUCAGCGUGCGGGGCAUCGCGGGGCUGGGCGACGUGGCCGAGGUGCGGAAAAGCUUCAACCGGCACCUGCACUUCACGCUGGUCAAGGACCGCAACGUGGCCACCCCCCGCGACUACUUCUUCGCGCUGGCGCACGCGGUGCGGGACCAGCUGGUGGGGCGCUGGAUCCGCACCCAGCAGCGCUACUACGAGCGGGACCCCAAGCGUAUUUAUUACCUGUCUCUGGAAUUCUACAUGGGCCGCACCCUGCAGAAUACAAUGGUGAACUUGGGUAUGCAGAAUGUCUGUGAUGAAGCCAUUUACCAGCUGGGGCUGGACUUGGAGGAGCUGGAAGAAAUCGAAGAAGAUGCUGGCCUGGGUAACGGAGGGCUGGGUCGCCUGGCAGCUUGCUUCCUCGACUCCAUGGCGACGCUGGGGCUGGCAUCCUAUGGCUACGGGAUCCGAUACGAAUUUGGCAUAUUUAAUCAGAAGAUUGUUGAUGGCUGGCAGGUGGAGGAAGCGGAUGAUUGGCUGCGCUAUGGCAACCCCUGGGAAAAAGCCCGCCCUGAGUAUAUGCUUCCUGUGCAUUUCUAUGGCCGAGUGGAGCACACUGUAGAGGGUGUGAAGUGGAUCGAUACUCAGGUAGUUCUUGCCAUGCCUUAUGAUACCCCUGUGCCAGGAUACAAGAACAACACCGUUAACACAAUGAGGCUGUGGUCUGCCAAAGCACCCAAUGACUUCAACCUUCAGGAGUUUAAUGUGGGCGAUUAUAUCGAGGCUGUGCUGGAUCGAAACCUGGCGGAAAACAUCUCCCGAGUCCUGUAUCCGAAUGACAAUUUCUUCGAAGGGAAGGAGCUGCGGCUGAAGCAGGAAUACUUCGUGGUAGCCGCCACCCUGCAGGACAUCAUUCGCCGUUUCAAGUCUUCCAACUUCGGCUCCCGAGACCCAGUCAGGACAUGCUUCGAGACCUUCCCAGACAAGGUCGCCAUUCAGCUGAACGACACUCACCCAGCACUUUCCAUCCCGGAGCUCAUGCGGAUCCUGGUGGACGUGGAGAAGAUGGAGUGGGAGAAGGCCUGGGAGGUCACAAAGCGGACCUGCGCCUACACCAACCACACCGUGCUGCCCGAGGCCCUGGAGCGCUGGCCAGUCACCAUGUUUGAGAAGCUGCUGCCGCGCCACCUGGAGAUCAUUUAUACCAUCAACCAAAGACAUCUGGAUCGUGUGGCCGCCCUCUACCCCGGAGACCUAGACCGUCUGCGCAGGAUGUCCGUGAUCGAGGAAGGGGACUGCAAGAGGAUUAAUAUGGCCCACCUCUGCGUGAUCGGCUCCCACGCUGUCAAUGGGGUGGCCAGGAUUCACUCUGAAAUCGUGAAGAAUUCUGUAUUCAAAGAUUUCUAUGAGAUGGAACCAGAGAAAUUCCAGAACAAGACGAACGGCAUCACUCCACGGCGCUGGCUCCUGCUGUGCAACCCAGGACUUGCAGGUGUAAUUGCUGAGAAAAUCGGAGAAGAUUUUGUAACGGAUCUGAGCCAGCUGAAGAAGUUGCUGGAUUUUGUCGAUGACGAGGUGUUUAUCCGGGAUGUGGCCAAAGUCAAACAGGAGAACAAGCUCAAGUUCUCAGCCUACUUGGAGGAGAAGUACAAAGUGAAAAUCAACCCGUCCUCCAUGUUCGACGUGCACGUGAAGCGGAUUCACGAGUACAAGAGGCAGCUCCUCAACUGUCUGCACGUCAUCACCCUCUACAACCGCAUGAGAAAAGACCCAUCAAAGUCCUUUGUGCCCAGGACGGUGAUGAUUGGAGGAAAGGCAGCUCCCGGCUACCACAUGGCCAAAAUGAUUAUCAAACUGAUCACGUCCAUCGGGGACGUUGUCAAUAACGAUCCCUAUAUAGGAGACAGACUCAGAGUCAUCUUCUUGGAGAACUACAGGGUGUCCUUUGCUGAGAAAGUGAUUCCCGCGGCCGAUCUGUCCCAGCAGAUCUCCACGGCCGGCACCGAGGCCUCGGGCACGGGGAACAUGAAGUUCAUGCUGAACGGCGCCCUCACCAUCGGGACCAUGGACGGGGCCAACGUGGAGAUGGCGGAGGAAGCCGGCGAGGAGAAUCUGUUCAUCUUUGGCAUGCGGGUGGAGGACGUGGAGGCGCUGGACAAGCGCGGGUACAAUGCUAGGGAAUACUACGAGCGCAUUCCAGAGCUGCGACAAGCCAUCGACCAGCUCAGCAGCGGCUUCUUCUCGCCUAAAGACCCUGGCUGCUUCCGGGAUGUCGUCAAUAUGUUGAUGAACCACGACAGAUUUAAAGUGUUUGCUGACUACCAGGCCUACAUGGAGUGUCAAGGCCGCGUUGACCAGUUGUACAGGAAGCCAAGAGAGUGGACGAAGAAGGUCAUCAAGAACAUUGCUUCCUCGGGGAAGUUUUCCAGUGACAGGACGAUCACCGAGUAUGCCAGAGAAAUCUGGGGUGUGGAGCCAUCAGCUGUGAAGAUCCCCCCACCUAACAUCCCCAGGGAAUAAGCUGGGCACUAAAUGUGUGUCUGGUUGAUCCAGGCUUAAGGUGCUUCUGGUUUCCAGCUAGGUUUGCACAGAUGAACUUACACCAGUUGAGGGUCUGGAAUCUAUAAACUAGGGCAUUUGCCAGGGAGAAGAGGGUGCUUUUAAUAAGAGCAGAGGGGGAGAUGUUGGCCAAAGCCUUGUGUGUGAAAACAAGUAAAACAGAAGGAGCAGGAAACCUGGUUAGAACUGAAGCUAUUCUGUGUGUUACUCAUUUAGCCAACUUGCAUGUCCUGUACCGUGUUGAGUGAGCUAAUGGCUGCAUAGGCUUCCUGCAGCUACAUCCCAUGCUAGGCCAAGCACUUAGUGAAAGGCUCGUUUUCCCCUUCCGUAGAAAGGCUGCUCUAGUGUCUGUAGAGGGGGUGAUCACUGAACACCCUGCUCAGGUGAUCUGCCAGCGUGGUCUGAGCCUGCCCACGUCUCCCACCCUGCCAGUCACUGCUAGGGGCCUCACCCAGGUUCUUACACCUUCCAGCCAUGGUCAGAGCUGGGACACUGGUUAGGUGAAGCAGGAAUGGAGCCAAAACACCUCUUUUUCCCUAUUAACAUUUUAUGGCUAAAGGUAAAUGACUCCACCCUAGCGAGGGGGCUAGUUUUGCUGCAUUGGUUGAAGUAGGAUUAAACUCCACGAGCCAGCUGGCCUGUUUGAAUUAUCACAAAAUUAUAUUUAUUUAUUUUUAAACUGCCAAGCAGGAAACUUGCAGCGGGAGCUGACAGACUCUGUGUGAGCCCAGCAGGGGCUUUCAGAGCCCACCUGAGCCCUAACCUGGUGGUUGCGUCUGCACCUAGCAGCCCCGUGUGAGCUGGAGGACAGGGGGUGUGAGAUUCAUGCUGAAAAUUGGCAGCUAAUGAACUUCAGCCACGAUUGAAACCACCCUCUUUCCUUACCAAGUGGGGCCAGGGGUUUUGAGUUGCGCUAAAGACAGCACCUAAUUUGAAUUAAAAAGCAGCUUGCGGACAGCAAUUCAAUAUGGUGCCUCUUGGUGCAAAAUGGUGCCUUAGACAGGGACCCAUAACCGCUCCAAGUGGUGUUUGUAGAGCUGUUAUGAAGGCAUGAGAGAUUGUAUUAGCCCUCAUCUAGCAUGGGGGAAAGCAGAACCGCUUUACACACUGAGCAGGGAGAUGUACAGGACACUGCAAACCUGCGGAAACGCUUCCUAUAGAAUUUUGGGUUAGUGAGGUCAAGCCCCCUGCAGCUGCCAGUUCGCAGCUGGGCCUGUAUUGUGCUUUGUAGGGGCCUGAAGGAAUACUUGUAAACACUGUGCGUGUUGGAGAGCAGGGGGCUGGAUGGCUUCUGAGGCGUGGGGGCCAUGCACAUGGCCUUGUGCCAUGCACUGGGGGAAGAGCUUCCCCCCUCCCAGGCCAGCCUGAGCCCAACACCCCUGUUCUUAUUGUUGGUACAGUUGUGGGCCCUGCAGUCAGGGACAAAGACUCACCGUCAGUUUCCCUCUGGCAAAGGGCCCUGCAUUUACUGUGCUGGCCACACUGCCCCCUUCCUACACAGAACUGCUCCAUCCCCUUUUCUACCCCCGUCAGGCUAAGGUGUCCCGCGUGACUGAGCCCCAGGAAGCACCAUCGCCCACCCUGGAGCAUUGGCUACUGACCAGUCCACCGCCAUCAAGGAAAACGGCCCAAAGCUGGACCAUCAGCUAGCAGACAAGUCACUGCCCCCACAGCCCUUCAGUCUGCGCACAGAGCUACAGGGCAGGGCCGGGCCUGUGUAGCCCAUGGCAGCCAGAAAGCCCCUGCUACAGGGACCGUGACACCCCGGCGUCUGAUGGGGAAAAGGCCUGGAAAGGUACAGACAGGAUCUACGGCCAGGGGCCUCCACAGCCCAGGGCAGGACCCUGGUAGGGCCUGAGAAUUAACGUCCCAGGGCCCCAGCGAGCCUACCAGCCACAGCUGGGCUCAGUCACUGCCCCUGUGUGGCUGGAGCUUGAAGCGCCCAGAAGCGGAAGAGCCAGAUUCCUGCAUGGUCUCCCUAGGCCCAGCUCCCACAGAACAAGCCCCUCAGCACCGAAUGGUCUGAUAUGAUGAUUGCAUUGUCCUCACCCAGCCUCCCACCUGUGCAUUUCCUAAGUGGAGUCAGGCAAAGCACAGACACUAGGAGCCUGAGAGUGAGGAUCUGGGCCCAGGAGCCGACAGCCAAAUACAGAAUUGCUGGGAAAUAUCAUGUGCCACAGCACACUUGAAAUGAAGUGGUGUCCUGGCUCACCUGGCUUUGCUGUGUGCAUUGAUGUGUUAACUUACAUCAUGUCUCUAUGCCCAUGAGCAAAGGACGGGACUAAGCCUGUCACUUUUCAGCUAGGAAGGGGAGACGCUUCCCGUGUGCAUUGAAAUCAAGUACAGCCCUGUUAUUUCAAUCAUCAGAAAGACCAACCCUUAAGUCCAUGUAACAAUUUUUAACUGUAGUGUUGGUGCAGCCGUGUUAGACCCAGGAUUCUGGAGACAUGGUGGGUGAGAUAAUGGCUUUUAAUGGAUCAACUGCUAUGGGUGAGAGACAUGAGCUUUUGGGGGAACAGGUGCUGGAGAAGACCUGCAGAGCUCUGUAUAGCAUUAUCUCACUCACCUUGUCUCCCAGAUUUUUAAACGCUGUCAAAUUUCUUGACUAUACAACAAUACUUCUGCUACUUCAUCGGCAUGCAGCUGCUGAUCUGUGUCCAUUGUGUUUUGCAUUGAUCUGGUCGAGGAGGAGUACUUGCUGGAUUGGUCCAUGUGUUACUGACAUUUCAUAGUUUGUGUUCCAUGAACUGGGAUAUUUGAACUGUAACAACAGAACACAGGUGCUAUCUUGGAAAUCAACUUGUACUGAGCAGGAACCUGGAAGGUUUUGAACUUUGAGCAGCCCAGUUGCUUCUGUAUCUGCCUCUAAGGGGACAUGCAAAUAGAUUUAGUGCAGUGUUUCAAUGUGUUGGCACAAAGUAUGGAUAUUACUCUGUGUAGUGAAUCAGUGUUCCUCACCUGUGCAUUGGAAACUAAUUAAAACAAUCAUAAUGCCCA